AUGACUAGUCCCUCUAAGAGUACCAAGGAUUGGGAAAAAAUAUCCGACGAAAUGUUUGAAAGGACUGAGAAUGCCAACAAAGGGGUGAAUAAUGCCGAUGUGGAUUGGUUUCUUCGAGAUUCAAAUGUUUCACUUGCAGAUACGCCAGCGUUGUCUUUGUCCAAUAUUGGGGCGAAUGCUACCGAUGGCAAAGAAUUGAAACCACAGAUAGGAUCUCUGAUUCAUACAUCCUCAUCACCUUUACUCCCAGUUCUGAAUGCGCAUGAAACAAAUAUGAACAAGGCUAAGGCAUCAGUGUCUUCAAUUCUGGAGGAAGAGGCUCAUACCAAUACCAUCCAAGACUAUUCUAUAGAAGCUGGAUCACCAAGGCAUAACAAUAGAAAGAAUAGCGUGUCGAGUAUUGGGAGCGCCUCGAGUAUUGAUAGCUCAUCAAGCGCUGGUGGCUUCUUUUCAAAGUUGAAAAAUAGGCUUCAAAGAAGCGACUCUCUUGGCUCUACCCAGUCAUUUGUGGAUACUGCGAGUCUGUAUCAUCACAAAAAGCACUCUCAUCCAUUGAUACUGUCAAUGCCCGAAUCGAUGCCCAAUAACUGUGUAAGUGAUUCUUCUGCCGUUGAAUUCCGAGCGCCGGUAUCAAAUCCUGAUUCUGAAAUCGAUGACCCACAUCUACAAGAGUACAUCCAGUUCUUUCGCCAAGAUCAUAAAAGAAAUUCAUGUUUGAAACAUCAGUUGACAUAUAAGAAUACUCAACAGCUGAAACAUCCUGACCAUCACUGUGAUACACCGCACCAGCCCUCGAAGUUUUCCUCAUUUUUUCGAAAGAUGAGUGUUUCAUCCCACCCACAAAAACGUGAAGAGCCAAUACCGUCUGGUGAUUCUUCGCUUGAAUCCGUGACCAGCUCCGAUACACAUUGCGGUUCAGAGGAAUUUUUGCCCGAAUUGAGUAAUUUGAAACCUCUUAGACACGUUGCAUUCCACUCGCAAACCUUUCUCAUUGACCCUCCUCAGCAGAUUCCCUCUAGGAAUCCUAGAAAAGGUAAUGUAGAGAUAUUACCCUCAGGAGUUGUACGAAUAAAUCCUCUCACAGAAGCAGACAAGGUGGCCAUAGAAAAAUCCCUUAAAGGGCAGGGUGGCGGCCUAGUUGUGGGGGGGACAGGAGUUUUAGGACUUGCCGAAAAGGAUUCAGAGACUAUUGAAAUAGACAGCCACGAGUUCUCAUCGAAUGAAACCUCGAACAAUGAAGAAAAAGAUGUGAAAGUCGACGAGCACGCCAGAUCUUUAGGGAUCGAAAAACCAAUGAUGCAUCUGUCAAGAAAGACAGGUUAUACUGUGCCUGUGAAGAAGAUGCCAUUAGACUUGAUGUACACACGCUGUUGUCAUUUACGAGAAAUAUUAGCAGUUCCUGCAAUUUUGAAGCAAAUUCCACAAGGUUCGACUGCCCCCUUACCUAUAUUGCAGCUUAGAAAUCCAAACCCUACAAUGAUAGAGAUUCAGACAUUUGCCGACUUCAUACGAAUUGCUCCUAUAAUAUGGAUAUCUUUGGAUGGCGUGAGUCUCUCGAUCGAGCAAUUCAGUAUACUUUUGAGCGCAAUGUGCGCCAAAACACAGUUGGAAAAGUUGAGUUUGCGGAAUACACCAAUAGACACGAAAGGGUGGAUACUUCUUUGCUGGUUCUUGUCACGAAAUAGAGUGAUAAACAAAUUAGAUAUCACUCAGUGUCCACCUUUGUCUCUAAAUUUGUUAAAAAAGAAGAAAAAGCCCAACUUGGAUAGAAAUUCUUUUGCGAGAAUGAUAUGCAAUCGUGAAAAUAGGUCUGACAUGGAUUGGCCUUUGUUUACUGCUGCUCUCAUAGCAAGAGGGGGAAUUGAGGAAUUGAUUUUGACUGGUUGUUGCAUAACUGAUCUUUCAGUGUUCAAAUCACUCAUUUCGAAGGCAGUGACAAUAAGAACGUUCAAACUUGGAUUGGCAUACAAUCAAAUUUCUCCACAACAAUUAGAUUGUGUUCUUAAAUACUGGGUUUUUUCCGACAAUUGCAGGGGUUUAGAUCUUGGAUACAAUGAUCUCCUGUCUUCACGAUAUCUCAAGAUCUUCUUGAACCAUGGAAGGGUCGAAGGUGCUCGAACUAUGGUUUCCAAAUCACAAAUUUGGUUUUUGAGUUUGAACGCGACAAAUUUAAGAUUUGACAAGACUUUCCAAGAUUUUUUUGAAAAUUUUAUUGUUCAACUACCUAAGCUCAGGUACUUGGAUAUGUCGAAUAACCCAAAAUUGUUUGGAACGCAUCUAAUAUCAUUUCAACAUACAUCUAUGAUUUCUGGCAACGCUACUGGAUCAGAAUUCUCCUCCGAAAGUAUAAACACCUUUUUUUGUUCCAAACUUCCACGUUUCAAUAAUUUGGCACGGCUUCACUUGGAAAACAAUGAAAUAUCAUCACAAAAUUUGAAAUCCCUUUUCGAAAUAAUUCCAUUUUGCAAGAGCCUAAAUUAUCUUUCAAUUAUUGGAAACCAUCUAGAUAUAUAUUCCGCAACAUCACUUUUGCAAUGCUUGCGUUAUUCAACAUCUUUAAUCACCGUGGAUGCAGAUUACCUGGAUUUGCCAGAAAUAUUGAAAGAGAAAGUUGGCCUAUACUCGAUGCGAAAUAUGCACCAGAUUUUCAACCAAAAUAUAAACAAAGAGUGUAAUUCUGGCACUGGUACAACUGGAAGCAAUACUCUCACUACCUCACUUGCCGAUGAACUCAAUCAACUUCUCUCCAGAAGAACUGAAGAAAAAUUGGAUUUUGAAUCACCUGAGGUUAAAAAUGUUGUCAAGAAAAUUCAACAUCACAGAUCAGUAUUACAAGACGCAUUUGCUGACUUGUUUGACCUACAAUAUAGAAGAGAGUUGAGUGUGGAAGGAAAAGAGACUUUAAUCAAAUUGUUAUUCGUUGACUCUGCCUUGAAAUGGGCUUUAAAAUUGGUUGAUAGUUCUUUCAUCGAGAAGGAUGAAAGCCUUAGUUCAUCUGAUAUCAUCAACAUGAAUUCCGCAGAAAACGGAAGAAAUGAAACUAAAUCUUCAAUGUUGUCCAAAGCCCGAGAAUCCUUUCUGGUUGAGCAAACAGCAUUAUCUCCAGUAGACCUGGGUUCACUUCAAGUUUCGAGACAGCAGUCUUUGACAAAUUUGGCCAGCCUUAACAAAGAAGAAGGUUCUGCUAUGAAACUUCUGCGAAUAGGGGAUCAGGCUAUUUUCCAGGAUCUAAAUUCUGCCUCUGGGGAGCAAAUAAGACAAAAGCUUCUUAGCGCUAACCUUUCUGAUCUUGACACUGUCAUUGAUAAUAUUUCGAAAGCGCGAGACAAGGGCAUAGCGAUGAAGGAGAUUUUCAAUACUAGUAUUAACAAGAAAUUGGAUGCUGAAGCUUCGGACGAUACGAAGCAGGUACUUGAUAAACCCACUCCGGGUGCAAGUACUAAUACCCCAACUGAAAAUAUGAAAUUGUUAAACAAUGUGUCAUCAGGCAGUGCGGGUGAAGAGCUAUCCAUAAAUGAAACGUAUGACGAGAUCUUGCGUGAAUUCAACAAAUAG
Messenger RNA from Metschnikowia bicuspidata var. bicuspidata NRRL YB-4993, 3555 nucleotides. It is a transcript of the gene MHP1, whose product is annotated as Mhp1p. The record is from RefSeq and is a predicted model, not a curated record. NCBI's taxonomy places the organism in Eukaryota, Fungi, Ascomycota, Pichiomycetes, Serinales, Metschnikowiaceae. The transcript is spliced from 2 exons. The coding region runs from base 1 to 3555 and encodes 1184 amino acids.